Molecule: messenger RNA, 1070 nt
Organism: Mus caroli (Ryukyu mouse)
Lineage: Eukaryota; Metazoa; Chordata; Mammalia; Rodentia; Muridae
Gene: Lyset
Product: lysosomal enzyme trafficking factor
Source: RefSeq, a predicted model, not a curated record
ACUCAGGACAGGAAGGUGAGACCCGGGGCUGCUCGGCUUGGCUGUCAGGCUGGCCCGGCGUCCGGCCGGGAGCCGAGCUCGGGGCUCUGCAGGCCAGGCCUGGCGCCACUGCCCAGCUCAGCUCGGCGGCGGGUGCUGUGGGGGGCGGGCCCGGCCUCUCCAGGUGGUUCCCCCCGCCUGGGGCUCCGGAGGGCGACGGGGCCCGCCGCCGCCGCGUGACCAGCCGUAGUCACGCUGAGCUUAAUCACUACUAGCUCGUGCUCCCGCCGCCGCGCUCACCUUCUUCAGCUGCGCGACCCAGAGGGUUUCUCUUAAGGUGGCUUGUUCUGAAAUGCCAAAGGCACCUGACUGUUCUGAACUGAGUGACUCUUGCUCGCUUGCAGGGGGAACAGGAAGAUUUUCGGGACCACUGCACAGAGCAUGGAGAAUGAUGAACUUCCGUCAGCGGAUGGGAUGGAUUGGAGUGGGACUGUAUUUGCUAGCAAGUGCAGCAGCGUUUUAUUAUGUCUUUGAAAUCAAUGAGACUUACAACAGGUUGGCUUUGGAACACAUUCAGCAGCACCCUGAGGAGCCUCGGGAAGGAACCACAUGGACACACUCCUUGAAAGCUCGGUUACUUUCCCUGCCCUUUUGGUUGUGGACAAUUAUUUUCUUGAUACCGUACUUACAGAUGUUUUUGUUCCUUUAUUCUUGUACAAGAGCGGAUCCCAAAACAGUGGGCUACUGUAUUAUCCCCAUAUGCUUGGCAGUUAUCUGCAAUCGUCACCAGGCAUUUGUCAAGGCUUCUAAUCAGAUCAGCAGACUACAACUGAUUGACACAUAACAACACCCAUCACCGUUUUCCCUUAUUGUAAGACUGCCAGUACUGUAUAGUGGCUGACCACAAGACUGCAGUUUCUUCACGGAUCUCAGGAAGUUGUGGUGGAACAGAGACUUUUAAAAAAAAGUGACAAGAGGACUGACUACUUUAUCUGAAUAAUGACUUUUUAGGUAAAGCCUGAAAUAUAGUACUACACAAUCAUGUUGAUGACUUCAGAGUUUGGAAGUAAAAUAGUGGUUUGUAAUCUGCA